AUGGGGAUUACUUUGCAAAAGGGCAGCUGUGUGUCCCUGGGCAGCUGUGUGUCGCAGGGCAGCUGUGUGUCCCUGGGCAGCUGUGUGUCGCAGGGCAGCUGUGUGUCCCUGGGCAGCUGUGUGUCCCUGGGCAGCUGUGUGUCGCAGGGCAGCUGUGUGUCCCUGGGCAGCUGUGUGUCCCUGGGCAGCUGUGUGUCGCAGGGCAGCUGUGUGUCCCUGGGCAGCUGUGUGUCCCUGGGCAGCUGUGUGUCGCAGGGCAGCUGUGUGUCCCUGGGCAGCUGUGUGUCCCUGGGCAGCUGUGUGUCCCUGGGCAGCUGUGUGUCGCAGGGCAGCUGUGUGUCGCAGGGCAGCUGUGUGUCCCUGGGCAGCUGUGUGUCGCAGGGCAGCUGUGUGUCCCUGGGCAGCUGUGUGUCGCAGGGCAGCUGUGUGUCCCUGGGCAGCUGUGUGUCCCUGGGCAGCUGUGUGUCGCAGGGCAGCUGUGUGUCGCAGGGCAGCUGUGUGUCGCAGGGCAGCUGUGUGUCCCUGGGCAGCUGUGUGUCCCUGGGCAGCUGUGUGUCCCUGGGCAGCUGUGUGUCGCAGGGCAGCUGUGUGUCGCAGGGCAGCUGUGUGUCGCAGGGCAGCUGUGUGUCCCUGGGCAGCUGUGUGUCCCUGGGCAGCUGUGUGUCCCUGGGCAGGUGUGUGUCGCAGGGCAGCUGUGUCCCUGGGCAGCUGUGUGUCGCAGGGCAGCUGUGUGUCCCUGGGCAGCUGUGUGUCGCAGGGCAGCUGUGUGUCCCUGGGCAGCUGUGUGUCGCAGGGCAGCUGUGUAUCCCUGGGCAGCUGUGUGUCCCUGGGCAGCUGUGUGUCGCAGGGCAGCUGUGUCCCUGGGCAGCUCGUGUGGAGGCCCCUGUGGAGGCCCCUGUGGAGGCCCCUGUGGAGGCCCCUGUGGAGGUCCCUGUGGAGAUCCCUGUGGAGAUCCCUGUGGAGGCCCCUGUGGAGGUCCCUGUGGAGGCCCCUGUGGAGGCCCCUGUGGAGGUCCCUGUGGAGGCCCCUGUGGAGGCCCCUGUGGAGGUCCCUGUGGAGGCCCCUGUGGAGGCCCCUGUGGAGGUCCCUGUGGAGGUCCCUGUGGAGGCCCCUGUGGAGGUCCCUGUGGAGGCCCCUGUGGAGGUCCCUGUGGAGGUCCCUGUGGAGGCCCCUGUGGAGGUCCCUGUGGAGGCCCCUGUGGAGGCCCCUGUGGAGGCCCCUGUGGAGGCCCCUGUGGAGGUCCCUGUGGAGGUCCCUGAGGCCCCUGUGGCGGCCCCUGUGGAGGCAGCUGAUGGAACCUCGAUGGCGCCCGCCUGCGCCCACAGCAGCAGUGAUACGGUCAGUGCGAUGACUCCGCCUUGUUGCCACAUGGCUCCUCCCCUUUGUUUGUCCUUCCUCCUGAUUGGCUACUGGAGGACCUGCUGA
Molecule: messenger RNA, 1425 nt
Organism: Knipowitschia caucasica
Lineage: Eukaryota; Metazoa; Chordata; Actinopteri; Gobiiformes; Gobiidae
Source: the annotation of a GenBank genome assembly